AAAAAAAUACUUGGACCAAAAUAGAUGUUUCCAAUUCACAUCGUCGUCUUUCACAUACAUCAACACAAGUUGGAUCUUAUUUAUUCAUAGUGGGAGGACACGAUGGAACAAAAUAUACAUCGGAGCCUCGUAGUGUUUUUGGUACACCUCCAUCAGGGAGAGGUUAUCAUACAACGGUUUUAUACGAUUCGAGACUUUUUGUUUUUGGUGGUUACGACGGUCAUUCCGUUUUUGAUGAUGUAUAUAUUCUAGAUUUAUCUGCUUGUGCCUAUUUACCACAGAUUAUAAAUUUCAAACUUCUUGAGAAAACUGAUUCUAUAUAA
Molecule: messenger RNA, 323 nt
Organism: Diversispora eburnea
Lineage: Eukaryota; Fungi; Glomeromycota; Glomeromycetes; Diversisporales; Diversisporaceae
Source: the annotation of a GenBank genome assembly